Arvicanthis niloticus (Nile rat) is the source of this 2964-nucleotide messenger RNA. It is a transcript of the gene C1s, whose product is annotated as complement C1s. Gene Ontology annotation, biological process: complement activation; proteolysis. Gene Ontology annotation, molecular function: serine-type endopeptidase activity; calcium ion binding. The record is from RefSeq and is a predicted model, not a curated record. Gene Ontology annotation, cellular component: extracellular region. NCBI's taxonomy places the organism in Eukaryota, Metazoa, Chordata, Mammalia, Rodentia, Muridae.
GUUUGCAACAGGGAAUUUCGGACAUGCACAACACACUCCGGUAGGGAAUCUUUAGAGCAGACAGAACAGGGAGGUCGGGCGGAGCUUCCCGCCGAGGCUGACUCUCUCUGGAGCCGCAGGGCUUCACAGCAUGACCAGAGGCAGGAGCGGAGGCUGACCCACUUGUUCCUAUCAGCUCCUGAAGGUGACACUGAGCCCUGGGUGGCCCCUCACUACCAAAGCAGGCACCUGUCAGAUAAAGACAGCCAGGCCGGUUGUCCUUUACCUCCUAAGUCAGAGGGCCAGAGAGCCAGAGAGCCAUGGGCAAAUCGCCAGAGAUGUGGUGCUUCGUCCUGUUUUCUCUUUUGGCCUCAUUUUCUGCUGAGCCUACCAUGUACGGGGAGCUCCUGUCCCCUAAUUAUCCCCAGGCGUACCCCAAUGAAGUCGUGAAAACUUGGGACAUAGAAGUCCCAGAGGGGUUUGGGAUUCACCUUUACUUCACCCAUCUGGACAUAGAGCUGUCAGAGAACUGUGCAUACGACUCAGUGCAGAUAAUCUCAGGAGGCUUUGAGGAGGAGAGACUCUGUGGCCAGAGGACCAGCAAGAGUCCCAACUCCCCCAUUAUAGAAGAGUUUCAGUUCCCGUACAAUAAACUCCAGGUGGUCUUCACGUCAGACUUCUCCAACGAAGAGCGGUUUACUGGCUUUGCAGCGUAUUACACUGCUGUAGAUGUAAAUGAAUGCACAGAUUUUACAGAUGUCCCUUGCAGCCACUUCUGCAAUAAUUUCAUUGGUGGAUACUUCUGCUCCUGUCCCCCGGAGUACUUCCUCCACGAUGACAUGAGGAAUUGUGGAGUUAACUGUAGUGGGGAUGUGUUCACUGCCCUGAUUGGGGAGAUCUCAAGUCCCAAUUAUCCCAAUCCAUACCCGGAGAACUCAAGGUGUGAAUACCAGAUUCGGCUGCAGGAGGGCUUCCGAGUGGUGGUGUCUAUCCGGAGAGAAGAUUUUGAUGUGGAACCAGCUGACUCGGAGGGGAACUGCCAUGAUAGUUUGAUUUUUGCUGCAAAAAACCGACAGUUUGGUCCUUACUGUGGCAAUGGGUUCCCUGGACCCCUAACUAUUAAUACCCAGAGCAAUACUCUUGAUAUUGUCUUCCAAACUGACCUAACAGGGCAAAAAAAAGGCUGGAAGCUUCGUUACCAUGGAGAUCCCAUCCCCUGUCCCAAAGAAAUCACUGCCAACUCUAUCUGGGAGCCUGAAAAGCCAAGAUACGUGUUUAAAGAUGUGGUGAAGAUUACCUGUGUGGAUGGAUUUGAAGUUGUGGAGGGAAAUGUUGGCUCGACAUCAUUCUAUUCCACUUGUCAAAGCGACGGGCAGUGGAGCAACUCCAGGCUAGGAUGUCAACCUGUGGACUGUGGUGUUCCAGAUCCCAUUGAGAAUGGUAAGGUUGAAGAUCCAGAGGACACUACAUUCGGUUCUGUCAUUCACUACACGUGUGAAGAGCCGUAUUACUACAUGGAACACGGAGAAGGCGCGGAGUAUCACUGUGCUGCUAAUGGGAGCUGGGUGAAUGACCAACUGGGUAUGGAGCUUCCAAGAUGUAUUCCAGUCUGUGGAGUACCCACCGAGCCCUUCAUCAUGCAGCAGAGGAUAUUUGGAGGGUACCCUGCCAAGAUUCAGAGUUUUCCCUGGCAAGUCUUCUUUGAGUACCCCCGAGCUGGCGGGGCUCUUAUCAAUGAGUACUGGGUGUUGACAGCUGCCCACGUUGUGGAGGAAAACUCUGACCCGUCGAUGUAUGUGGGGUCCACGUCUUUGAGGAUGGAUCAAUUGGAAAAUGCCCAGAGGCUCGUCACCGAACGCGUGAUCAUUCAUCCCGGCUGGAAACAAGGGGAUGACCUGAACACACGGACAAAUUUUGACAAUGACAUUGCCCUGGUGCAGCUGAAAGACCCUGUGAAAAUGGGACCCACUGUCUCCCCCAUCUGCCUGCCAGGCACCUCCUCAGAGUUCAACCCCUCAGAGGGUGACCUUGGGAUGAUCUCAGGGUGGGGCCGAACAGAAAAGAGAUUUAAUGUUAUCAAACUCAGAGGGGCAAAGUUACCCGUAACCUCUUUAGAAAAGUGCAAACGGGUGAAAGAAGAGAACCCCAAAGCAAGGCCAGGUGACUAUGUUUUCACUAACAACAUGAUCUGUGCUGGAGAAAAGGGUGCCGACAGCUGUGAAGGGGACAGCGGGGGCGCUUUUGCUUUGCCGAUCCCCAAUGUCAAGAACCCCAAAUUCUAUGUAGCUGGCCUGGUGUCCUGGGGAAAAAAGUGUGGGACCUAUGGGAUCUACACAAAGGUAAAGAACUACGUGGACUGGAUCCUGAAAACUAUGCAGGAGAACAGUGGGCCCAGGAAGGACUAAGCAGUAGGUGACAACACCCCUCCAGGGCACAGCAAGCAUCGCUCUCAGAUUCUAUGGCUGUUUCAUUAUUCACAAUGAUGGAGAGAAGAUGCAGGAGAAUGGUUAACAAUUGGACUUGAUUGUCAAGAAGGCUGCAUGGAGGCAGAACUGAUCACUGAGCAGUGUUGGUUAUUUGGUUGCUAGUGCUAACAACAUGGCGGAAGCCCUUUUAUCUUGAGCUAUUCCACAGGGAUAUCUUAACCGAUUCUCCCCUCAUUUAACCUGCUUGAAAUUCCUUAUUUACUUACAAUAAAGUAUGUUUCCAACCCGGUUCUGGCUGGCUCGAGAGCCACAGAAGGAGAGGGAGAUUUGAGGGUAUCACUUCCUGGACUUCUGGAGCUCAUCUCUAACACUAUGCAGACAGGGAACACCGCCUUUUUUCUCUCUAAGUGAGAUUUACUGAAUUUACCGGGAAGUUAGAAUUGACUACUUUAGUUUUCCUUUGUGAGUUCUUUCAAUAUGUUUCCUAGAAGUUAAUUUUCUUGUAAUCCUCCUUUGUAUCAUACAAUGUAAUGACUUAGUAAAAGAGAAAGUGAACCUU